Uloborus diversus is the source of this 1827-nucleotide messenger RNA. Its product is annotated as potassium voltage-gated channel subfamily KQT member 4-like. Gene Ontology annotation, biological process: transmembrane transport; potassium ion transport. NCBI's taxonomy places the organism in Eukaryota, Metazoa, Arthropoda, Arachnida, Araneae, Uloboridae. The record is from RefSeq and is a predicted model, not a curated record. Gene Ontology annotation, cellular component: membrane. The coding region runs from base 1 to 1827 and encodes 608 amino acids. The transcript is spliced from 11 exons. Gene Ontology annotation, molecular function: voltage-gated potassium channel activity.
AUGCACGUGAUAGUGAUUGUGGCGUCAGUGGUGGUGCUGUCGGUGGGAAGCAGCGGUCAGGUGUUCGCCACGUCGGCCCUCAGAGGCCUGCGCUUCUUCCAAAUCCUGCGCAUGGUGCGCAUGGACCGGAGGGGUGGAACAUGGAAGUUGCUCGGGUCUGUCGUCUACGCCCACAGACAGGAGCUGUUUACGACUCUGUACAUUGGUUUCCUGGGGCUUAUUUUCUCCUCUUUUCUCAUUUACUUGGCCGAAAAGGAGGCGAAUCCUCAACAUUUCAGCAACUUUGCCGAUGCACUCUGGUGGGGAGUGAUUACUCUUUGCACUGUGGGCUACGGUGACACCGUCCCGAUCACGUGGCCUGGAAAACUGAUAGCAGCCUUCUGCGCACUCCUAGGGAUCUCCUUCUUUGCACUUCCCGCAGGCAUUCUAGGCUCUGGAUUUGCGCUAAAAGUGCAGCAGCAGCAGCGCCAGAAACACAUGAUCAGGAGGAGAGUCCCUGCGGCCACACUCAUUCAGUGCCUGUGGAGGUGCGUCGCCGCCGACCACAACUCCAGGUCCGUUGCCACCUGGAAAAUCCACCAGGUGCCGCUGCCGUCGCCACCGCCUUUUAAACACAACACCUCAUUCGUCAGUCGAUUCUCAACCAUUCGACGUCACAGGCCACCUUUUACACACUCUCCAAUGGCGAGAAGUCGCUGCAGUGACGUCAACACUUCGUCCGACAACCUUAGUGGUCGUAUCAGACCAAGUGUCUCGGAGGAUUCCGUAUCUAAAGAUUUCUCAGAAACUUCCAAAAGAAAUUCAGACGAGGAGGAAACAGAGGAGCCUCGGUUGACAACGCUAACUAAACAACACAAAAAUGCCAUUAGAGCCUUACGAAAGAUCAAAUACUUUGUAGCGCGCAGAAAAUUUAAAGAAGCUCUUAAACCCUAUGACGUUAAAGACGUCAUUGAACAGUAUUCUCAAGGUCACGUUGAUCUGUUGGGUAGAGUAAAAAGUUUACAGUCCAGAUUGGACCAAAUUUUAGGCAAAGCGGGAUCAAAGGCGAAGGAUGUCUAUGAAUCAAAAGUGAGCUUAGCUUGCCGCAUUGUCAAGGUGGAAAGAGCGGUGGAAGAAAUUGAAUCGAAACUUGAUCAAUUAAUUGAAAUGUACCUUGAGGAUCGCGGCAAUAUGGCUCUCAACUACUUGGGAACACCACAGUCGAUCUCUUCACCCAUCUGCUGCACCCCACCUCCGCCGCCACCGCCACCAAUCCCCAUCCUAUCCGCGGUGCCAAAGCCACACCGUUCCAUUCUUCACAUAGAACAACACUCCUCUCCAGAAGGCUCCUCACCUGUGUCGAAGACAUUCCCAAGAAGUAUACACAGGGUCCACUCUGACAUCGGACAAAGAGUAAAGAAAAAAGUCACUCUCCGGCACUCGCUGGACGGCGAACCGAGCAUCACCAGAUCCUACCCACUCGAAGAAAGCAACCAAGAAUCCAAGUUCGGGUCUCUUCGUGAAUCUUCGGAACCCGUCGGGAUCCACUUCUUCAAAGACUCUUUGCAAAGUGUCGCAGACUCAGCGAGCCCUUCGCAGACAAGGCACUCCACAGACUCCGUCUUCAAGGAGGAACAUCCGGGACAUGACAGUUUCUCGCUUGAGGUUCCCGAAGAGUGUGCUCCUCACCACGAUGAGCUUCCAAUGGAGUCAACUCCUUGUGUAAGGGACUUUUCUGGUCCCGGAUGUUCCUCCACGUUGGACUCCAAUGACCAGGCUGUGUUCACGCUGCAUUCUGUGGAUGGCGUUGGGAACAGGGAAGAGGACACGAAUGGUAGUGCUUUAUAA